Passer montanus (Eurasian tree sparrow) is the source of this 2033-nucleotide messenger RNA. RefSeq names its product forkhead box D1 (gene FOXD1). The record is from RefSeq and is a predicted model, not a curated record. Gene Ontology annotation, molecular function: RNA polymerase II cis-regulatory region sequence-specific DNA binding; DNA-binding transcription factor activity, RNA polymerase II-specific. Gene Ontology annotation, biological process: anatomical structure morphogenesis; cell differentiation; regulation of transcription by RNA polymerase II. Lineage: Eukaryota; Metazoa; Chordata; Aves; Passeriformes; Passeridae.
CGGCGAAAGCGCCCGCUCGCCCGCCGCGCCGCGCCGGCCGCCACCGAUGCGCUGCCCCGCCGCCGCGCCAUGACCCUUAGCUCGGAGAUGUCCGAGGCGUCGACUCUGGCUGAGGAGACCGACAUCGAUGUGGUGGGCGAGGAAGACGACGAGGAGGACGACGAGGAGCCACGGACCCGCCGCGGCAGCGGCGGCGGCAAGAACAGCCUGGUGAAGCCGCCCUACUCCUACAUCGCUCUCAUCACCAUGGCCAUCCUGCAGAGCCCCAAGAAGAGGCUGACGCUGAGUGAGAUCUGCGAGUUCAUCAGCGGGCGCUUUCCCUACUACCGGGAGAAGUUCCCUGCGUGGCAGAACAGUAUCCGCCACAACCUCUCCCUCAAUGACUGCUUCGUCAAGAUCCCCCGGGAGCCCGGCAAUCCUGGCAAGGGCAACUACUGGACGCUUGACCCCGAAUCCGCCGACAUGUUCGACAACGGGAGCUUCCUGCGCCGCCGAAAGCGCUUCAAGCGGCAGCAGCUCCCGGCGCCCGAGCUUCUGCUGCGCGCCGUGGACCCCGCCGCCUUCCUCCCGCAGCCUCCGCCGCAGCCCCCGCAGCAGCCGCCCUGCGCCUACGGACCCUACGGCUGCGGCUACGGUCUCCAGCUCCAGCCUUACCACCCCCACUCCGCCCUCUUCGCCUUCCACCACCCCUCUCCGCCGCCCCGCCAGCCCCCGCCGCCCCCGGCAGCGCCCCCGCCGCCGGGCCCCUUGCUGCCGGCGGCGGAGCUGGCACGGACGCCCUUCGGCUUCGCGCACCCGCUGGGCCCGGCGCUGGCGGCCUCGCUGCACUCCGCCAAGCCCGGCAGCGGGGCGGCGCUGGCCCGCUCGCCCUUCUCCAUCGAGAGCAUCAUCGGGGGAAGCCCCGGCCCCGGCGCGGGCAGCAGCUGCGCCUCGCAGUCGACCGCGGCGCCGGGGCUGGUCCGCUCGCUGGGGAGCGCCGGGAGCGGCCUGCCCCCCGCCGCCGCCCUGCCCGCCACCCCCGGCUUCGCGGCACGGAUCUCUAACUGUUAAGUGUUUGGGAGUCUUUCCGAAGGUAGGAUCUGGGGUAUCUCCUUUUCCGCCGCUCGGACGCCCGGCGGACGCUGCCCGCAGGGGCUGCCUGUCUUUGCGUGGGGAUAAUUGUGAUGGGGCUCGGGGGCCGUCCGCCGCCAGCGACGGACCUCCCGUGACCUUCACUAGUGCAAAGCCAGGUGUAGAUCUAGAUACUGCACGGGCAGGCGGUCACUACAUCGGAAAGUUACUCGCUACUCCUUAAAAAGAAACAAAUACGGUGAUAAAUAAUGUCUCUAAACCUAAAGUUCAGAGAUUCUCAGGUCUAGAAGCUUGAAAACAGUAAUGUACAGGAGAGAAAAAAGGCUUGAGGGAGGACAGCAGAGCAAUACUUUUUCAUUUAGUACACUUGUCUCAUGUACUUUUAUAAAAGAAAAGAUUAACGUGUUUACACAGAAGAAAGUCAAGAUUAUAAUUUCUUAUUUUAACCUGUGUUUUGUAUUAUAAUAGACUUACGGAGUUUUUUAUUUUGUACUUUAUGCGUAUUCUUUACAAGGAAUAUUGUUAAAAUUACUGGCAAGUAUUAUUGUACCAUUUUAAUGUAAAAUUUUUACACAUUUUCAAAAAUAAAAUUUUUAAUUUUCAAAAAAAAAAAAAAAAAGAAAAAAACCAGAACAAAAAAAAACCAACAAAACCAAACCCAAAGACCAAAGGAGCCCAGCCAAACAACUGGCUUUGGAUCCUUCCCUCCUUAGCACUUCUCCUUUUUUUUUGGGACAUUGAUUUUUUUUUUCUUUGGGAUUAAUAGCACAAUAGUCAAGGAAUAUUCUAGCUUGAAAUUUAUUAUGUGCAGAUUUGACUGCAAAGAAGAAAAUAAAAAUACGAUAUUUGCAGUCAAUGCAUUGUUAACCCUAGCAGAUAAAGAAUGACAGAAAACCCAAAACAAACUAAACAAUCAAAAAAAAAAAAAAAAAAAACCACACAACCCCGACAAAAAAAAAAAA